AACACAUCGCAGCGAAUCGCGGCGGCGGCAUCCCCCAUUGCCAUCCGUGGCCUCAUCUCUGACCUCUCGCCGCCCCCGGCGUCGCCGACGCGAUGCCUCCGCUCCCGAGGCUCCUCCACCGCCACCUCUCCGUCCCGUUCGCGCGCCGCCUCACCCCUUGCCAUCCGUGUCCGCCCGCGGCCGACGUCUUCCUCCGUCGCGGGCUCGCAUCUUCCUCCGCCGCUGCGGCAGCGGGCCGGGAGAAGAGCUCUAGGAAGACCCUGGGUUACCUUGUCGGCGUGGCAGUCGCCAUGGUCGGCGCCUCCUACGCGGCCGUCCCGCUCUACCGCCGGUUCUGCCAGGCCACCGGGUACGGCGGCACCGUCCAGCGCCGCGAGAGUGUAGAAGAGAAGAUCUCCCGACAUGCUCGAGUCGGAACGGCACCAUCAAGAGAGAUAGUUAUCCAAUUUAAUGCUGAUGUUGCUGAUGGAAUGCCAUGGAAGUUUAUUCCUACGCAGAGAGAGGUGAAGGUUAAACCUGGUGAAAGUGCUCUUGCAUUUUAUACUGCUGAAAAUAGCAGUUCAGCUCCAAUUACUGGUGUGUCCACGUAUAAUGUUGCUCCGAUGAAGGCUGCAAUUUACUUCAAUAAAAUACAAUGUUUCUGCUUUGAGGAGCAAACACUUCUUCCAGGGGAGCAGAUUGACAUGCCGGUAUUCUUCUACAUUGACCCUGAGUUUGAGACGGACCCCAAAAUGGACGGGGUGAACAACAUAGUUCUUUCCUAUACAUUCUUUAAGGUGAAAGAGUAGAAAUGAUUGUAAGUGACCCGUAACAUUAAUUCUAUUGAAACCGUUACGCAAAUUGUGUUCCUAAAAACUCCUCAUGUAACACCAAGAGUAAAAGGUUAGGUUUUUCAUGUAGUUAUUAGUUCACAUGGUUUGGUGGAAAUUUUUGCAAAUAAUCUGUAAGGAUUGUUCCGAUGCAGUCAAAUUGGAGAAACAGUUUUGGGCCGAUCUGAAGAAUCGAGGAAGGGGAAUGAAUGUAUUGAUGGGAUCAGGAAACUUUAUCACGUUUGUUUGGACCUAAAUGGUUAAUGUAUUUUUUUCCUGGUAA
Molecule: messenger RNA, 1092 nt
Organism: Triticum dicoccoides
Lineage: Eukaryota; Viridiplantae; Streptophyta; Magnoliopsida; Poales; Poaceae
Product: cytochrome c oxidase assembly protein COX11, mitochondrial-like
Exons: 6
Coding region: 93-788 (231 amino acids)
Cellular component (GO): mitochondrial inner membrane
Molecular function (GO): copper ion binding
Source: RefSeq, a predicted model, not a curated record